CACCUGAUCAUAUUUUAUUUCGAUCCUCUCCCCCUCCGCUUCCCUAUAUUACCUCCUUUUACUUCUCUCCUCUCUCCAUCUCUCCAUUUCGCCUCAAACACCAUGGCUGGCCUAGUUACUGGUCCCGACACACGGAAGGAACUCCAUGCUUCGCAUGGUUCUGAUCAUGAGAACCGGCCUCCAACCAGUCAGUCUGUGUCGAAAAUAUGUCGAGUUUGUGGGGAUGAGAUUGGAUACAAGGAAGAUGGUUCGUUGUUUGUGGCGUGCCAUGAAUGCGGGUUCCCUGUUUGCAGGCCUUGUUAUGACUACGAAAGGAGUGAAGGGCACCAGAGCUGUCCCCAGUGCAACACCCGCUAUAAGCGUCAUAAGGGAUGUCCUCGAGUUGCUGGAGACGAAGAUAACUUCGAUGCAGAUGACUUUGAUGAUGAGUUUCCGAUUAAGAUCAAUGGCCCUGGAGAUUCUGAUAGGCAACAUGAAGUCAUUAACCACUCGGAAAAUGGGGACUACAAUCACCCGCAGUGGCAUCCAACUGGCUCGUUUGCAGGAAGUGUUGCUGGCAAGGAUUUUGAAGGCGACAGAGAGGCGUAUAGUAAUGCAGAAUGGAAAGAAAGAGUAGAGAAGUGGAAAGUCAGGCAAGAGAAGAGAGGUUUGGUGAGCAAAGACGAUGGAAAUAAUGAUCAAGGAGAUGACGACGAUUACCUUUUGGCUGAAGCCAGGCAACCAAUGUGGCGAAAAAUUCCAAUCCCCUCAAGUAAAAUCAGUCCAUAUCGCAUAGUUAUUGUUCUCCGGCUCGUCAUUCUUGCUUUCUUCCUCCGCUUCCGAAUCUUAACUCCAGCAUAUGAUGCUUAUCCCUUGUGGCUCAUCUCUGUAAUAUGCGAGACAUGGUUUGCCUUCUCUUGGAUACUUGAUCAAUUUCCUAAAUGGUGCCCCACUACCAGAGAAACUUACUUGGAUCGCUUGUCCAUGAGGUUUGAGCGUGAGGGAGAACCAAACCGUUUAGCCCCAGUUGAUGUCUAUGUCAGUACUGUUGACCCUCUCAAGGAACCGCCAAUCAUAACUGCAAACACAGUUCUUUCCAUCUUGGCUGUCGAUUACCCUGUUGAUAAGGUGAGCUGUUAUGUGUCGGAUGAUGGUGCAUCAAUGCUCCUUUUCGAUACACUAUCAGAAACUGCCGAGUUUGCCAGAGUAUGGGUGCCAUUUUGUAAGAAAUAUAGCGUAGAGCCAAGGGCCCCAGAGUUCUACUUCUCUCAGAAGAUGGACUACUUGAAAGAUAAGGUGCUACCCACCUUUGUAAAGGAUCGCAGAGCUAUGAAAAGAGAAUACGAGGAGUUCAAAGUAAGGAUUAAUGCAUUGGUGGCAAAGGCACAGAAGAAACCAGAAGAUGGAUGGGUGAUGCAGGACGGUACCCCUUGGCCAGGAAACAACACCCGUGAUCAUCCUGGCAUGAUUCAGGUAUAUCUUGGAAGUGAGGGUGCAUUAGAUGUGGAAGGGAAGGAGUUGCCACGGUUAGUGUAUGUUUCACGUGAGAAACGUCCCGGAUAUCAACACCACAAGAAAGCCGGUGCCAUGAAUGCCCUGGUUCGAGUUUCUGCAGUGCUUACCAAUGCACCUUUUAUGUUGAAUCUGGAUUGUGACCACUACAUCAACAAUAGCAAGGCUGUACGGGAAGCCAUGUGUUUUUUGAUGGACCCCCAGUUCGGAAAGAAACUUUGCUAUGUCCAGUUUCCUCAAAGAUUCGAUGGCAUUGAUCGACAUGAUCGAUAUGCUAAUCGAAACAUUGUGUUCUUUGAUAUCAAUAUGAAAGGCCUAGAUGGCAUCCAAGGUCCAGUGUAUGUUGGCACUGGAUGUGUCUUCAACAGACCGGCAUUGUACGGCUAUGAUCCUCCGGUAUCUGAGAAGCGGCCAAAGAUGACAUGUGACUGCUGGCCUUCAUGGUGCUGCUGCUGUUGUGGUGGUUCAAGGAAGUCAAAGUCAAAGAAGAAAGGUGAGAGAGGUUUGCUUGGGAGACUUUACCCUAAGAAGAAGAAAAUGAUGGGGAAGAGCUACUUGAAGAAAGGGUCUGGACCUAUGUUUGAACUUGAAGAUAUUGAAGAAGGGCUCGAAGGAUAUGAUGAGUUGGAGAAAUCAUCACUCAUGUCACAAAAGAAUUUUGAGAAAAGGUUUGGACAAUCACCAGUUUUUAUUGCUUCCACUCUUAUGGAAGAUGGUGGUCUUCCUGAAGGGACUAAUCAAGCAUCGCUUAUUAAGGAGGCCAUUCAUGUGAUCAGUUGCGGCUAUGAAGAGAAAACUGAAUGGGGAAAAGAGAUUGGGUGGAUAUAUGGCUCGGUCACGGAAGAUAUUUUGACAGGCUUCAAGAUGCACUGCAGAGGAUGGAAGUCAGUGUACUGCAUGCCAAAGAGAGCAGCUUUCAAGGGAUCAGCACCAAUUAAUCUAUCAGAUCGUUUACACCAAGUUCUGAGAUGGGCUCUUGGCUCUGUUGAGAUUUUCCUUAGUCGCCACUGCCCACUAUGGUAUGCUUAUGGAGGAAAAUUGAAAUGGCUGGAGAGAAUGGCUUACAUCAACACCAUCGUUUACCCUUUCACUUCCAUCCCUCUGCUUGCAUACUGCACCAUUCCAGCCGUCUGUCUUUUGACUGGAAAAUUCAUCAUCCCCACUCUCACAAACCUUGCUAGUGUAUAUUUCAUGGCUCUUUUCCUCUCCAUCAUAGUAACCGGCGUGCUCGAGCUUCGAUGGAGUGGUGUUAGCAUCGAGGAUUGGUGGCGCAAUGAGCAAUUCUGGGUGAUUGGUGGUGUUUCAGCACAUCUUUUUGCAGUCUUCCAAGGCCUCCUCAAGGUCCUUGCUGGAGUUGACACAAACUUCACAGUGACAUCAAAGGCAGCUGAAGAUGCUGAGUUUGGGGAGCUCUACCUCUUCAAGUGGACCACCCUUCUAAUCCCACCAACCACACUUAUAAUCAUGAACAUGGUGGGAGUCGUAGCCGGAGUUUCCGAUGCCAUUAACAAUGGCUAUGGCUCAUGGGGUCCAUUAUUUGGGAAGUUGUUUUUCGCCUUCUGGGUUAUAGUUCAUCUUUAUCCUUUCCUCAAAGGUUUAAUGGGCAGGCAAAACAGGACUCCUACCAUCGUAGUCCUUUGGUCCGUACUUCUUGCAUCAAUUUUCUCCCUGAUUUGGGUCCGAAUUGAUCCUUUCUUGCCAAAGCAAUCCGGACCAACCCUCAAACAAUGUGGAGUGGAGUGCUAGACAUGCUCUUUGUUCAUCCUUUCUUCCAAUGGUUCUCUUUAUAGUUUAUGAUGCCACUUGUUGCUUGUUUUAAUCCUCAAAUAUUCUGAGGCUUCCAAAGAGUGUUUGUUGUGCAUAGUCUUUAAAGAGAUAUUUUGAUGGUAAUGUACCAAAGGGGAGAGCCCUUGCCAAUAUGUACACACGAAGAUCAUAUAUAAGAAAAACUGAGAUAUGAAUUAUA
Messenger RNA from Juglans regia (Persian walnut), 3457 nucleotides. RefSeq names its product cellulose synthase A catalytic subunit 4 [UDP-forming]-like. The transcript is spliced from 12 exons. Gene Ontology annotation, molecular function: cellulose synthase (UDP-forming) activity. NCBI's taxonomy places the organism in Eukaryota, Viridiplantae, Streptophyta, Magnoliopsida, Fagales, Juglandaceae. The record is from RefSeq and is a predicted model, not a curated record. Gene Ontology annotation, cellular component: plasma membrane; trans-Golgi network. The coding region runs from base 103 to 3237 and encodes 1044 amino acids. Gene Ontology annotation, biological process: cellulose biosynthetic process; plant-type primary cell wall biogenesis.